ACGGUGACAGCAGCACCAGCACCAGCAACUGCAGCAGCUACAGCAGCAGCAGCAGGAGGAGCAGCAGCAGCAGAGGAGGAGGAAGAGGAGGAGUAUGUGGUGGAGAAGGUUCUGGACCGCAGAGUGGUGAAGGGCAAAGUGGAGUUUCUGCUCAAGUGGAAGGGCUUCUCAGAUGAGGACAACACAUGGGAGCCGGAGGAGAACUUGGACUGUCCCGACCUCAUAGCAGAGUACAUGCAGAAACACAAAGAGAAGGAGGAGAAGAAGAAGGAGAGCAAGAGGAAAGCAGCAAGCGAAGCCUCGGGAGACACAGAGGAACGAGGCAGCAAGAGGAAGAAGGAGGAGGGUGAGAAGGCCAGAGGUUUCGGCAGAGGACUGCAGCCCGAGAGGAUUAUUGGAGCGACGGACUCGAGCGGAGAGCUCAUGUUCCUCAUGAAGUGGAAGAACUCCGACGAAGCCGAUCUGGUCCCGGCCAAGGAGGCCAACGUCAAAUGUCCCCAGGUGGUGAUCUCUUUCUACGAGGAGCGCCUCACAUGGCACUCCUACCCCACAGAAGAGGAGGAAAAGAAAGAGGAGGACAAAAAGGACUAGAUGAAUAGAGAAGGAGGAAGGGCAAAGAGGAAAAGAAAGGAAGUGUGGAGGUGCAGGGCAGGAAAUCAACUACACACCGCUGAAUUGUUGUCCAGGCUAGUCGACUCUCGCGGCCGCUUUGAAAGUGUUGGGUGGAGAAAUGGCCGCCGUAGCUGACGGAGGGGGAAAAAGUAGUUUGUUUUCCUGCCCUGCAAGGAUUCCUCAAAAGAUGCUCCCGCCUGUAUCUCGAUUGAAAAUGUAAAUUCUUUUAAAGAAGUAUGUUGUGUUUUUUUGUUGUGUUUGUUUCCCCUCACCAAGAACGUGUGACUUGAUGGGAAUCGGUGCCUUUGUUCUCAUAGUGUUCCUGCCGAGCGUGUGGCGCUGAAUACCGACGUGAAUCCAUCGUAGCGACCAGAGAGUCUCCCACGCGUCCAGUUACCUCCGUCAGACGUGCGUUCGUGUGAAUCGGCGGCGGCUCGGUCGGGACAGACUUCCAUUCCUGCUCCGUUGGGAUACGUAGCGGGAGCUUCUUUUGAGGGGUGGGGGGUGAAGUGGGGCGAGGUGUUCAGGAGAGGUGGAAGAAUGGACGGAAACCAUUCGUCUCUUUCAGUAUCUGUUCUUUGUGCCACAUGGUUUCUCAUCAUUGCUGACAAAACACUGUUCAUUCGAAACUCUCCGACAACCAAACGACAGCCGUGCUUCUCGCUCUGACGGCGGCGGCGGCGGCGGGAUGCAGCCUGCAUGGACACACCACCAGCUAGGGGCCUUACAUGUCCUACCAGCCAGCGUGGCAGCUAGCGGUCUCACAGCGCCGGGGAUUCUCAGACUCCCACACUUCUCAGUACGGCCAAUCACAUGAAUGUAUUCCAGCGUCAGCUCCCAUUGGACCGGUUCCUCCGACACGUCGGGUUUCAGGCAGUUCUUUAAUCAAAGUCGGUUAGUGUCUGUUUGUACUUUGUGCUGAAUAAUGAAUCAGUUUCAGAUAAAACUCGUGAUUUGGAACAACGGAUUAGCUAACAGCGACGGGUGCAGGUUGGUGUACGUGUUACGUAGCCUGACCCGGGUUUCACCUGUUGUAUCAGUGGUUUGACAAAUUCCCACCGUCCUCGUGUGACAGUCGUUCUUCUGACCCCUUAUAGUGUCCAGUCUGAAUCUGUCAUGAAUAUUGAACUGAACUUUGAGAAUCAACUUGUAAUUUGCCCCAAACUGUCCUGCAGCGUGCCAAAUCAAUCAGACUGUUAGCGUAGCGGCGCAGCGUUGGGGAUGAGAAAGGCAGGCAUGCGUCAAAGUGUUGGCCGUACGUUUAUCUCCUCUCCCGGGCCUGUCGGCACCACGCUGGCCCACGAGCUUGUCUGGCUGAUGGAUGAGAUGUAGAGAGGUGCUGCCACGUGGCUGCUAGGUGGCGCUGAGGCUUCCUUCAUGUCUCUGUAGAUACGUGCUCUGUAACCAACACCGCUGGCUCACUGCUGACGGAGCAGAUGGUUGAAAGUAUGUCUUCAUUUUCACUCCCUUGUUUCAGAACUUCACACACACACUCACACAGACACACACACACACACACACUGCCACACGUGUGUUUUCUAGACUGUAUUAUUUUAGCGUGCACGGCCCGGCAACACUCAGCACAGCAGCACUUCCUGGUUCCUCCUGCUGCAGAGCUUUCUCUGUCCGACACACACUCUGAUAUUUGUGAAAAUAAACCAGAUGCAGGUUUAGUUUUCAGUCCCAUCAUCCUGGUGUUCCUCCGCCUCCAGCGUGGUUCUGUGCUGAGUGUGGCCCGGCUGUGUGUAUUUCUCUGUAUACUGUAAUAAAGUUAGCAUAGUAGCUUCCUCUGUUAGCAGGCCUGGGUCUGCCGGUCCAGCCCCUUCUCUUCUGAACAGUUACUUGACGUUUAGCUUCAAAUGGAUUAAAUUGUGAAUAUUUCAGCUCCACGACUGUCCAGCUUCUCCUCAGAAUGUCAGUCACUGAGCAACACUGGCAUGUAAAAUUUUAAACAUUUACCUUUUCUAACGAGCCUUAACUCUUGGUGAUGAACGAACGGAGCAGGUUUCAUGGAAAGCAUAUCACAACUCCUACCCAAGUACCUCAUACGCAGAUAGAACCGUGUCGGCUCAGCUUUAAAGCGUUUUAGGUGGAGCCUCUGACUCUAAGCUACUUCUGCCCACGUUGGUGCUCCUGAAGCUGGUCCCAUUCCUGCAUCCUGUCCAUCAGUAUUAAAGGGAGACGCCCUGAACUGGGACAGAAGGCGACUGGACCGGCUGCGCCCAGGUCUGCUUCUUAGCUUUUCUAUCUCGUCUUGGAACCUUUUCUCUGUAUUUAGCGGAUUAGCUUGUGUUGUCCUGUUGCAUGUUUAUUGGUUUCCCUGCAAUGUUACCGUCAUAGCUGAUCUACUUUUAAUUGUCUGUUUUAGACAAUAAAGGUUUUUGUUUUCGUA
This is a messenger RNA of Stegastes partitus (bicolor damselfish), 3004 nucleotides long. Its product is annotated as chromobox protein homolog 1-like. The record is from RefSeq and is a predicted model, not a curated record. NCBI's taxonomy places the organism in Eukaryota, Metazoa, Chordata, Actinopteri, Pomacentridae. The annotation marks the transcript as partial. The transcript is spliced from 4 exons. Gene Ontology annotation, cellular component: nucleus.